GACGUCCCGCAGGAAGAAGGAACUAUUGACGUGAGUCAUUACUGAUUACUGAUGUGUUCACACUACUGACGUCAUUAAAAGACGGUUUAAUGAAGUGGGGGGGUUUUAAUCGGCAGCUCUGAGCCAGUGGGAGCACCAGAUGCCGGGAGAAAUGGCGGCAAUAUCAUCACAGCAAGACAGCCUUUCAGAGGGUAAAAGUGCUGCCAAAUCACAUAAACAAGACAUGAAGAGAAGGAAGAAGGGGACACAUCAAAGCCCUUUCAAAGUGCCAGACAGUAAUAGCAUUUUUCUACUGAGUGUAAAUGAAAAAGAGGAGCAAAAAGAGGAGAUGCGGAAAUUCCUGGCUCUGCCAAUUGAUAAGAAGACGACCCACACUGCACGUAUGAUGGCCAAGCUGAAGAAAGAACUGGUGGGAGAACUGGAGGAGGUGGUGGAGGAGGAGGAGGAGGAGGAAAAGGAGAAGAAUCUAAGACAAACCCAGAGUAAAACAACUAAACAAACACAGAGAAGACAUGAGCUGAAGAUGGCCAUGAUGAAACGAGAAAACGUUACAAAAGACAGCAAACAUGACUUAAUCUCCAUGGAGCGGAUGAAGGCAGUCUUGGAGUUAUCUCUGAUGACGAGGAGGUGUGAGAUUCAGAAGAUGGACAAAGCUAUUGAGAAAGAGGACAGACAGCUCAAACAGCUCGAAAAGAUCAUUGAGAGGGACAAUCUGAGCUUUGAGGAGUUCCUCAGGGAGAAUGAGAAGAAGUCUGUGGAGGCCAGAACUUUUUUUGAACGAGAAGCUAAGUCCAAACAGGAGAAGAACACAGAGAUCAAGAAGCUGACUGCUGAAAUAGGGACCCUCAAAAGUGAAAUUGUCAAGUUUGAAGAAAUCCUGGUGGACUACAGGAGAUACAAGGAGCUUCUGUUCAAGCUGUCCCCUCCUGAGUGGCAGGAGGCCCAGAGAGCUAAGACUGUGAAAGUUAAAGUCCUGUGUGACAAAGACACACAGGACAAGCAGAAGAAGGAGUCGAGGGAGUCCGCUAUUGCAAAUGAUUUGGAGAGCAAGGUGUCCAGUCCAGGUAAUGAGCAGUCCUUCAUCAGAGAGACCAGGCUGUCUUCAGUCCACAGCAACACACUGAACACAAACGCUGGUCCAGGUGGCGACAGCUCAGAGUAUGAGGAUGAGCCAGAACUGUACUUCUCUGAUCCCCAACAACUUCUAGAUUUGGUGAAUGAGCUGACGGAGCAGAACUUGUCCCUGAUUCAGAACUCCACACGGUUGGAGGAGAUGUUGGAGGAGCUGCAACAGUCCAUGGUGAUAGCCAGGAAGAAGAUUGAAAAGGACGAAGAGCAGUUGACACGACAGAUAACCGACAUUAACCAGAGAAUCGUUAAAGAGAAGGCAAGAGGUAACAGGCUCAAACAGAAGGUUCAGCUCCACGUCUCAUUAAACACUGAGGACCAGGACAUGCUGCUCGAUAAUCUUGGAGAAAAGGUGGCAGAGGUGCAUCGCAGCUGUGUGAACGACAGAAUGACCAACCUCAGCACCUUGGAGAAGCUGGCCAGUAUUGAGAACCACCUGUCUCUGCUGCUGCAGAGCCUUGAGAGCAUCCCAGAGGAAAGCUUGGUGAUGAUGAAGAAGAUAAAGGACAGUGAGAGGAGGAGCAGGGAGCGUGAAGAAAAGCUGAGAGAGCAGAGAGAGAAACAGAAAGAGAGGAUGAGAAGGUAUAUGGAGCGAUCCCUGGCUGACUCCAAGAAAAUAAGUGGGAGGAAGCUCAUGCCCAGAUGUAUGCCUGUUGUCCAGAAAGUCAGAGUCAGGAAUGUGGAAAAAAUCCCUGCUGAGGACGAGCUGCAUGCUUACCUCUUUACUUCUGAGGACACGGAGUAAAAUGUCUCUGACUCAGCAGCUGAGGAGACACAAUAUUACCCACUACAAAGCAAAUGAUCAUAGCAUAUGUUUACCUUUUAAAACGAAAUUUGGCCAGCCUCAGUAGCAUGCCAUUAGUUUUUGGUGUCAUAGAUAUUUGUUAAAUAAUCUCUUUCUCAGGUGGUGGAGUGAAAGCUUCUGAUGUUGAACAAUGUAAUUUCAUUGAUUUUUGUAAACACCCAUCACUUCCUGUUUUUUUAGUUAACCCUUAUCAUUUGCUGAUUCACAUUUUACAUAUGUUCUCAUUAUUAAUGUUUGUCAUCACCAGACUUUUCUGUCUUGUGCUUUUUAAUUUGACUUUUUGUCAUUUUAAUGCUAUCAGUGGUCACAUGAUCACCAAUUAUAUUUGUUUCAGCGCAAACUCAGGGGAAAGAUUUUAAAGUGCUCAGUGAUCAUUCAACUCCUCUAAAUAAAUGACGGCUUAUACUUUUC
Solea senegalensis (Senegalese sole) is the source of this 2344-nucleotide messenger RNA. RefSeq names its product cilia- and flagella-associated protein 100-like. The record is from RefSeq and is a predicted model, not a curated record. The coding region runs from base 140 to 1873 and encodes 577 amino acids. The transcript has 16 exons. Lineage: Eukaryota; Metazoa; Chordata; Actinopteri; Pleuronectiformes; Soleidae.